AUGCUUGGCGCUCUCAAGUCUGUGUUCUGGCCCUCAGAGGCCGCAAGGCCUCAGGUGGCUGAGGUACCCGCCCUGCAGAACCUGGCUGGGGACAAGCGCAAGGCCAAGCUUCGCGACGUGAAGGCUGAGGACUACCCAACGCCAGAGAAGUACCUCGAAGGUGCUGAGAUUCCGACAUUCUACCAAUUCCAAAGCAACAUGGUGGCCGAUGAGGACCUGAAGGCUGGUAUGUGCAGCGGAUUGGAGGUCGACAAGAGACUGACGCUGCCAACACGCACGCACAUCCGAUUCCUUGUGACUGGCCAGGAUGUCAUUCACUCCUUCUCCAUCCCCUCCUUGGGUUUGAAGACGGAUGCCACUCCUGGCCGCAUCAACC
Messenger RNA from Symbiodinium pilosum, 376 nucleotides. NCBI's taxonomy places the organism in Eukaryota, Dinophyceae, Suessiales, Symbiodiniaceae. The record is from the annotation of a GenBank genome assembly.